Molecule: messenger RNA, 1278 nt
Organism: Misgurnus anguillicaudatus (oriental weatherfish)
Lineage: Eukaryota; Metazoa; Chordata; Actinopteri; Cypriniformes; Cobitidae
Source: RefSeq, a predicted model, not a curated record
CGCUCACCGGAAGCAGUCAGUGUGAAAGUAAAGCCAAACGGCAGUCGCUUGUUUCCAGCACAAACGCAGCUGAAUCUUUGAGCUAAAAUUAACUCGUUUAAUCGCCAGAACAAACUACAACUAGCAGAUAAAUCAGUUCUGGACAGCUGGGUUUAAAGAAAUCUGAGUGAGACCUUUGACUUGUGUAUUUCAGUUUUCUUUCAGGUACUGUUAUAUUUGAAUGGACGCAUUUCACAAAGUAAGACAAAACCAACCCGUGCGAGGUUCCAUCAUGCCUGUUAAAAAGAAAAGAAAGUCAUCUGGUUCUGAAGAUCCCAAUAUCAGAAAGUGUAAAAUCACCAGUUACUGUAGGACACAAACUUCAGGACGGCUGCUGAAUCCAGAGGAUCAUUUCUCUAGCAAAAAAUGUCUUGCCUGGUUUUAUGAAUAUGCAGGGUCAGAUGAUAUCGUUGGUCCAGAGAGCAUGGAGAAGUUUUGUGAGGACAUCGGUGUCGAGCCAGAAAAUAUUGUAAUGUUAGUUUUAGCCUGGAAACUUGAAGCAACAAAUAUGGGUUUUUUCACAAAAGAAGAAUGGCUUAAAGGAAUGACAUCACUACAAUGUGACUGUACAGAGAGAGUACAAGGCAAAUUGGAUUACAUGCGUUCUCAGCUGAAUGACCCUCUUAUAUUUAAGAACAUUUACAGAUACGCCUUUGACUUUGCCAGGGAUAAAGAUCAACGGAGUCUUGAUAUGGACACAGCAAAAUCCAUGUUGGCGCUGCUGCUUGGUAGGACAUGGCCUCUGUUCCCUGUGUUUCAUCAGUUCCUGGAGCAGUCUAAGUAUAAAGUCAUGAACAAGGACCAGUGGUACAACGUCUUAGAGUUUAGCCGUACAGUUAAUGCGGACCUCAGCAACUAUGAUGAAGAUGGAGCCUGGCCGGUGAUGUUGGAUGAAUUUGUGGAUUGGCAUAAAGCCAGAUCUGCAUUAUAGCACAACCGGGCCAAGAACUCGAGACCUCCGGAUGAGUUUGAAGAGUUUUUGUUUGCUCUCAAGGACUGCUGACCUCAACAUGUCCAACGCUGAACAGACACAGAGACUUUUACAGUGUUUAAACAGAUAAAGACAUUGAGAAUUCACAAAACAAAAUGGGAAAUAUUUUUCAUAUUCUUGCAACUGUUAUAUUUCCAGUGUUGUAUGUCUGAGAAGAGAAAGUCUGUUUGUAAUUUUUUCUUUUCGAGUUUUACUUUGUUUAUAGUGUUUUGAAAAUCAAAUAAAUAAAGCAGCUGUAUGUAAGUUGA